UGCCUGGAGACUCAUGACGCGGCCCCAGUUCUCACUCCCAUUGCGUGUCCGGUUUCUAGAGCAGCCAAUCAGCGUCUCCGCGGUUCCGGGUUAUAAAGUCUCCACCAACCAGCCCAACUCACCUUCUUUCCAGACUCGGAGAAGGUGGGUCAUGGCGUCCCACAUGUCCCUCCUGCUGCUCUCGGGGGUCCUGGCCCUGACCAAGACCUGGGCGGGCUCCCACUCCCUGAGGUAUUUCUGCACCGCCGUGUCCCGGCCCGGCCGCGGGGAGCCCCGCUUCAUCGCCGUCGGCUACGUGGACGACACGCAGUUCGUGGGGUUCGACAGCGACGCCGCGAAUCCGAGGGCGGAGCCGCGGGCGCCGUGGGUGGAGCAGGAGGGGGCGCAAUAUUGGGAAGAAGAGACGCGGAUCUUCAACGGCAACGCACAGAAUUUCCGAGUGAGCCUGAACAACCUGCGCAGCUACUACAACCAGAGCGAGGCCGGGUCUCACACCUACCAGUGGCUUUGUGGCUGCGACGUGGGGCCAGACGGGCGCUUCCUCCGCGGGUACAGUCAGUUCGCCUACGACGGCGCCGAUUACAUCGCCCUGAGCGAGGACCUGCGCUCCUGGACCGCGGCGGACACAGUGGCUCAGAUCACCCGGCGCAAGUGGGAGGCGUCCGGUGUGGCGGAGCAGCACAGAAACUACCUGGAAGGCAGGUGCGUGGAGUCGCUCCUCAGAUACCUGGAGAACGGGAAGGAGACGCUGCAGCGCGCGGAACCCCCAAAAGGACAUGUGACCCACCACCCCAACUCUGGCAGUGAGGUUACCCUGAGGUGCUGUGCCCUGGGCUUCUACCCUGCAGAGAUCACCCUGACCUGGCAGCGUGAUGGGGAGGACCUGACCCAGGACACAGAGCUUGUGGAGACCAGGCCUGCAGGAGACAGAACCUUCCAGAAGUGGGUGGCUGUGAUGGUGCCUUCUGGAGAGGAACAAAGAUACAUAUGCCAUGUGCAGCAUGAGGGGCUGCCUGAACCCCUUACCCUGAGAUGGGAGCCGCCUCCUCAGCCCACCAUCCCCAUUGUGGGCAUCAUUGUUGGCCUGGUUCUCCUUGGAGCUGUGGUCACUGGAGCUGUGAUAUGGAGGAAAAAGCACUCAGGUAGGGAAGGGAGUGGGAGGAUCAGUAACAGUGCCCAAGGCUCUGAUGUGUCUCUCACGGAUCCUCAAGGUGAGACCCUGAAGACCUGA
Molecule: messenger RNA, 1231 nt
Organism: Diceros bicornis minor
Lineage: Eukaryota; Metazoa; Chordata; Mammalia; Perissodactyla; Rhinocerotidae
Product: patr class I histocompatibility antigen, A-126 alpha chain-like
Exons: 6
Coding region: 14-1231 (405 amino acids)
Biological process (GO): immune response; antigen processing and presentation of endogenous peptide antigen via MHC class Ib; antigen processing and presentation of endogenous peptide antigen via MHC class I via ER pathway, TAP-independent
Cellular component (GO): external side of plasma membrane
Molecular function (GO): peptide antigen binding; signaling receptor binding
Source: RefSeq, a predicted model, not a curated record